AUGAAGCACCAAUAUGUUCUACCUGUUGUGUUCCUCCGCCCAUCCCGUCGUAUACGGCUUUUGGCCUUUCUAUCAUUCUUUGUCACAGCAACGUGGAUCUUCAUAACAAGGUCGUCGAUAGCCUGCUCCCAGGAAAGGGAUAUCGCGAGGGAAUAUCCACUAGUUUAUAGACAUAUCCAUUCAUUCAAUGGCAGUGGAGGUGCAUGGUAUAUCCCUCCAUAUUGGGCUGAUACUGAACAACCGCAAAAUAUUCUCGACGCUGCUCGUAUAGUCUCACAGAGCGCUCUACUUAAUAGAGAGAGAAGAAUACCUUUCUCUAAUAUCCCACUAAUUGUGCAUCAAACUUGGAAAACGACGGCAGCCGAUACCUGGAGUCCAAGAAUACUACCUUGGGUUGAAUUGUGGCUGGAGAACUCCAUUUAUGUUGACCGCGGACCGUCGAUGGCAUACUUAUUUUGGGAUGAUACAGGAAUGCGUGCGUUAGUGGAAGAAUUCGAGAAUGACUCCCUUGAGCGUUAUGACUCCCUCCUGACACCAGUUGAACGGAGUGAUGUGUUUCGCAUUUUAGUAUGCAGGCAUUUUGGCGGAAUAUAUGGGGAUCUCGAUACCGAGCUGAUACGGCAUCCAGCUGCCUGGAUAAGCGGAUCUGAUAUGGCUUCCUGGAUAGACCCGAAAACAGGAAAGGCCUACGGCUAUUAUAACACUUCGGUAACACCAGACUAUGAAACGCCAGUAGUCAACCUUCUUUGGGGUUUAGAAGCCGAUAAUGACCCAGAGUCCGAUGCAUACUGGCGCCAAAGCUAUACAUACCCCCAACAACUAUCGCAAUGGGCAUUCGCUGCUGCCCCUCAACACCCAGUCUUCGAACGAUAUAUGGAUAAUCUACGGAAUUAUACCAAAGAUAACGAAACAGCGGCUCAGAAUAGUGACCCUCUCAAAAGAACUGGCCCUGCGGCUGUUACUCUUGCAACCAAGUCCUGGCUAGAGGAUCAUGCGAGCUUUCGAUGGGCCAGCUUGACGGGUGUCAAAGAUGGGGGCAAGUCUAAGUUGGUUGAAGACAUACUGAUUCUUCCUAUCACCGGCUUUCAACUACUGACGUUGAGAAGUCCAAGUCACGGAAGCCGUAACGACGUUAUGGGCAGAAAACCGGUGACAGACCCGGCGGCAAGAUUAUGCCAUCAUGGCACAGGAUUGUGGAAGCAUUUUAAUUUCGUGGGAGAGUAUGGAAAGGGAUUGGCCAAGGUUAACAGGAUAAGGGAGUAG
Fusarium mangiferae is the source of this 1263-nucleotide messenger RNA. RefSeq lists its product as uncharacterized. The record is from RefSeq and is a predicted model, not a curated record. Gene Ontology annotation, molecular function: alpha-1,6-mannosyltransferase activity. The transcript is spliced from 5 exons. NCBI's taxonomy places the organism in Eukaryota, Fungi, Ascomycota, Sordariomycetes, Hypocreales, Nectriaceae. Gene Ontology annotation, cellular component: mannan polymerase complex. Gene Ontology annotation, biological process: protein N-linked glycosylation. Bases 1 to 1263 code for a protein of 420 amino acids.